Aplysia californica (California sea hare) is the source of this 1756-nucleotide messenger RNA. RefSeq lists its product as uncharacterized. The transcript is spliced from 4 exons. The coding region runs from base 381 to 1067 and encodes 228 amino acids. The record is from RefSeq and is a predicted model, not a curated record. NCBI's taxonomy places the organism in Eukaryota, Metazoa, Mollusca, Gastropoda, Aplysiida, Aplysiidae.
AUUAGUUCAUUCAAACCAGCAACAAAAACUAACGAAUGAGAGAAGGGGAUCCCAAAACUACUACCGCAAGCGGGUCAGGAAACACCUCCUUUUUCUGUGGUCGCGACACAGGCCAACACUUCAUCCUGGUUUCAGAUUCAGGUCAGGCCAUCGCGGUCGUGGGGAAAGUCUUUUACAUUGCAGUUCCUAAAUAUAACUGCAGAUGGGGAUAUAUAAAAUGCUGUUAUGAACCCUGUCAUUAUCAUAAUUUCUUGACGACUACAGCCUUCAAAACAUUGUUAUAGGUACUGAAUUGUGAAUUUUGAUUUGACGAAUACAACGCAACAUAAACAUAACCGUUUCAAAUCCUUUGUGUCUCUGCAUCAAAAACAGGAUCAAAAAUGUUCUCAGUCUCCACAAAGUACGUCUCACUAGCCAUCGCGGCUAUCUUCAGCGUAGUUGGGAUCGCUCUGGCAAGUCCAGUGUCACAACCAACGAUCGACAACCCUUGUCGGAUAACAAGCUCUGCUCCUCCCGAGUAUCUGUCCUUGCAAGAGGAGAUUGCUCUCACAGUGAACGUGUUCGAGACUUUGAGGUCAAGCUGUGAGGCUGGUAUGACUACUAUCACUACUGAAAAUCUGCUGAGCAGUGGUGAAAUCAACGUGUUAAUGGAUGACCCAAUGUACAAUCUGCCGGGGCUACCGUUGGCCACAGCUACUAGAAACAUCAGUGAAGAAAAUAUGGCAAGAAUAUUGCUCGAGGACUACCACGAUGUGUCGGUGUUUACAGUUUUCGCUCAACAAGUCUACGAGGAGGAAGACGGAAAUGAAGUCCUGAAAGCUGACCUGCUGAGGGUCAAGCAUUACUUCUACUCCGUUUUGUGCAAGCUGGACACAAUCAUGCGUACAAGCAACAGUCCUGUCACAGAGUUUGUUUGUUCUGAUGUGAUGCCUGAUUCGCUGAAAAAUAUCGCAUCUGAUAAAUACAGAUAUCAGCGGGCAUUCUUGUUGUUAAACAGUGCAAAGAAGCACAUUGAAGCUCUAUCUAAAGACUAUGGAAAACUACGGGAAAAUGUCUCCACUGCUUAGAAUGCAUGAAAGGCCAUAAACACAAUAGUUACCAUCAUAUUUUGAUAAACAUUUGUACAGCUUUAACAGAAGCGCCUCCAGUGAUUGAAAGCUUGCAUAUACGUCUUAUUUUAUCUGUAAUAAAAUUGUGGCAAUAUUUGUGUUUCCCUUUCAAAGAUCUAAAUUUUAAUUGUAAGCCACUUUUAAUGAGUUAUCAUUAUUAUCUUGAUUGUCUUUUAAUUCAUGGCUCGUCUGCAUGUACAUAAGGCACUGUCUCAUGUAUUUUUGUCAACAUCAAUACUUUGUAAUCUGAUAGAUAUCAAAACAUAUGUGAUAUAUUAUUUUUUAUGCAUGAAAAGUUUAUACUAUCUCUUUCGCCGUAUUAGUUAUAUAAAGACCAUAACUUAUUUAAUUGUUUUCUGUAACCAUCAACACAAUAACUGUCUCAUAACAUUGUUCAUUCUUCUUUAUUCUGAUCCCUUGAUCCCUUGUUUAUAAUGUACUAUACUUUCUCUUUUUCAACAUUCUAAUUUAUUUCUUUUAUACAAAGAUAGACAAGAAGCAUUUCGCAAAACAUAUAAAAUACGGUUUCCAGUUACUUGUAAGGAGAAAAGUAUUUUAAAAAUCAAAACUGGGGGCAUCGACAGAUCCCUUUUUGUCUGUCCCUGUCGUUUUAUGCACACAAAAAAAAAAUGAAAUUAUGCAAAAUG